AUGGCUAACGAAAAGGAUGCUAACCGAAAAGUAAUUGAUACAAAAGCAGAAAAAAAUCUUACGUCAACAGUGACUGAUUUUCUUGCCGGCAUAAUACAAUUACCGCUAAUCAAUGUUACUGAAGAUGGUGUGGAUUUUAUAUGUCCCGGUACUGGUCCUACUAGCAGUUUAGAAGGAUACACCAGCUUUUUUUCUCAAGCAGGGACAUUCAUCCCUAUUGCAGGUCUUCUUUUUACUAUAGUUGUUUAUGGUGCAAAAUCUAUAUUUGGAAUUAUGACAACCUGCUUGAUUGAUGACAUUGUUAUUGCUACAACUUCUUUUGCACCAAUUUUUUGGUGGUACACUUUUGCCAAACCAUUAUGGUUUUAUGGAAUAAUACAUGAAAUCCAAGGGGAUCUAAUUUACGACAAAGAUCUUAUCAAUUCAAUAACUAUUGGUGUUUUGUUCGGAAUAAUGAUAAUUCUCCAGAUUUUUGGGGCAAUUGUCAGGUUUCAUUUUCAUCAAUGUCGGAAUGAACUCAACAAAGAUUCAAUAUGGUUUCAAAUGCUUCCAAAGAAUUUACAUGUUACCAACAAAGAAUUCUUUGGUGGUUUUAAAGACAUGUUUAUUUGGGGGUAUUUUCUUCAUUCAGUUGAAGUCAUAGUUUAUAGUUUCUUGACAUACAAGUAUAUCUUUUCAACAUACUUUAAACAAUUCGAUCAACUUAAUUCAGAUAAUGGAUCAAAGGUUGUUGUAUUUGCUAGGCAAAUCAACUUGUUAUUUUUAAACUAUUUCAUAAAUUUUUGUUAUCUCUUCGCGACUGUUUGUCUAGUUGCAACAUAUCAUUUUCCUAAUUUGGAAAAAUAUAUAUUUUGUAUUACUGGUAAAAAGAGACGUUAUAGUGGCUUUGUUCUAAUUGAAUGUACUUAUAAACAUGGUGGAGAUGAGAAAGUUUAUGCAGAAAUCAAAAUUAAAAAUAUUCAUGAGGUUGUAUAUUUUUAUUAUCAAAAGAAUAAAUCAUUGGAUGAAUGGACAAGAUGCCGAUUUGGUUCUGCGGGUGAAUACUUUUAUAUUUGUGAAGAAAAAGAUAAAGACGAAGGAAAAAAUGAUCAACAACAAAAUAAAGAUAAAAAAUUCCAAAACAUUCGAAGAUUUUUUCUUAAUGUGAGCAAGUAUCUUUUUGGGCAAGGAGUCUUUGAAAGUGGUCCAAUCCUAGAAGAAAUCAAGAAGAUUACCGGGGCAGAUACAACUUGUCCUCUGCAUCUUAAUUGUGAAAUAAUCAAAGGUGCUAUGGAAAAAAAUAUCGAACAUGGAAAUAAAACUACGGGAAAGAAUGAAGAAGAAAAAGAUGGACCAACAACGAUAAAAGUGAAAAGGAUGGAAACGGAAAAUAAGGUACGGAUCAACAUACUUGAAACUGGAGCUCUUAAUUAUCUUAUUUACUCUCAUCGUAAGGAUUCUAAAGAGGAUUACGUGGCAAAAAAGAAAUAUGAAUUUGAAAUUAGUGAUUUCUAUGAAAAGUGCUAA
Molecule: messenger RNA, 1506 nt
Organism: Entrophospora sp. SA101
Lineage: Eukaryota; Fungi; Glomeromycota; Glomeromycetes; Entrophosporales; Entrophosporaceae
Source: the annotation of a GenBank genome assembly